Penicillium cosmopolitanum is the source of this 1134-nucleotide messenger RNA. RefSeq lists its product as uncharacterized. Bases 1 to 1134 code for a protein of 377 amino acids. The transcript has a single exon. Gene Ontology annotation, molecular function: ethanolamine kinase activity; choline kinase activity. The record is from RefSeq and is a predicted model, not a curated record. Gene Ontology annotation, biological process: phosphatidylethanolamine biosynthetic process; phosphatidylcholine biosynthetic process. Lineage: Eukaryota; Fungi; Ascomycota; Eurotiomycetes; Eurotiales; Aspergillaceae. Gene Ontology annotation, cellular component: cytoplasm.
AUGGCCACAUUAACCCCCGUUGCUGUGACUCUUCCGAAAGACAAAGUACCGACUAAAAAGAACGCCAGGGACAUUAUCGGCGCAUUCCUGACGGAAGACUGGCCAUUUGUGGAUCCAGAGACUCUUACGGUGUCAUACCAUGCAUCUUUCGCCAACGCCCACUGUCCCGUGGAGCGGCCAAAACCUGCGACUGGCACAACUACUGACACCUUGAAGGUUUUCAUCAAAUUCCACACCGACGCCGGAGGUUCCCUCGAAGUAUUUAAACCUCUAGCGCCAACCAGACAUGAAGAAGCACUUUUCUCCUACGAGUAUGGCCGAACCGGGCUGGGAGCCAAAGUCUAUGGGUUCUUCGAGACACAGGAUGGCACACUUGGGAGAGUCGAGGAGUUCCUGGAUGCACGUAACAUGGAACCGGAGGAUGUUGAGAAUUCGGUUAUCCGAGCGGAUGUUGCUAAAGGACUCGCACGAUUCCAUGUCCUGGAGACGUCACUGGAGAAAAAGGCGGUGGAAUCAUACUAUGAAGCCGUCGUCAAUGGGCUCAGGGUUUACCACAAGAUGGACAAGUUGAAGGCACUUGGGGAAGAAGGAGGUGUCAGUAUCGACAAACUAGUUGAUUACGACUUUGGGGGGAAACUGAGAAAUGUGGUGGACAAAUUGCAAUCUAUAGGAGGAAAGACAGGAUGGUGUAUUCAUGACGUUCAAUUCAUGAACGUGAUGGUGAAAAAUGAUGCGAAAGAAGGGGAGAGCAAAGUCACACUCAUUGACUUUGAGUUUGUGAUGCAGAACUACCGGGCAUUUGAUAUCGGUGGGCACUUUAUGCAAAAGAUGUUCAAAUGGUUUGACGAGGAAAGCAGGAUAGCAAAUUGCAGGAAAUAUACCGAGGAGGAGAAGAAACAUUUCUGUGGCGAAUAUGCCAGGCAGUGGAACAAAUUGACCGGGGAUACAGAUACUGGGGAUCGGGUGUUCCAGGAAUCCGAAUAUGGAUACCUGUUGGCCAUCACUUUUGAUAUCCAUAACAUGCUUUGCUUUAUGGAUGCCCAAGGAGACAAAGAUCCGUUGAAUCUGCUUGGGCUAAACAAGCUGUUCGAUGAGUUUGUGGCUCAGUGUUCUAAACUUAAUCUACAAGAUUAA